Messenger RNA from Paramuricea clavata, 7346 nucleotides. The record is from the annotation of a GenBank genome assembly. NCBI's taxonomy places the organism in Eukaryota, Metazoa, Cnidaria, Anthozoa, Malacalcyonacea, Plexauridae.
GUACCAGCUGCCUUGCCGCACUCCAUGUCUUGUCUGUGGUCACCAACGACAACGGUAUUGCAACAUUCUAUCUUCCAUUGGUUACAAAUAUGCAACACUGGAGCAGGGUCUGGCUUUAUUGGCUUGAAAUCCCUCGUCAAGAUCUAAACAAUAUUGUUUGUUUUAAUUAUAAGAAAAUUGUUUUUAUUUAAUUAUGGUUAACUACAAUUGUCAUUAUUAAUAGGCUGCAUAAUCGGCCAACAUGUUUACAUCCAUUACCACCCAAUUCGCUCAAAACAUCGAGUUUCUGCUUGUUUUUUAAGGUAGUAAUAUAUAUAACCAUUCAGCACAGCAUUUUCACAUUGGUACUACCUACACUGGACCACUGGUACAGAGAGUUUUAGUAUAUACUUUAAUCAAUAUAUAGGAAAAACCCUCUAAAAGAACAAUACUCACAUGAGAAAAGAUCUUGCCAUCCUGAAAACGAGGUUUUAAGUGUUUUAAAAACAGCUCGACGGCUUUGUGGUCGUUCCUGGUUACAAUGGCCAACUUUAUUCGAUUUUCAUGAAAUAUCUCCAACAUCUCAUCAACUCCUGGUUGCAAUGCAAACUUUUCUCGUCCUUCAGCUUCAAAUUCCUCUAAAAUACGUAACAUUUCUUGCUUUUCUGCUGCACUUUCUCGCUUCUCUACGCUAGCUAGUAUAUCGUCUGUGUGCGAAACAUUGAAACGUUUCAGCCUUUCUCUCAGUACAGCAAAGUUUAAAACUGGAACGGUCAGGGUGCCAUCCAAGUCGAAAAUUACUCCAAAUAUUGGCACCAUUUUUCGUAACGAACCGUUCAGGACGUAAGCAAACCGGUUACAUGCCAUUUUAGCGGAAAAAAGUGAGAGAAAAGGUGAUUUUUUGAAGUUUUUAAUCCUUUUAUAUAAACUUUCUGUAAAAUUUGUGACUUUUCACGUUGUUUUAUUUUGGUGCCAGCGAUAUUUGGGCCAGCUACAGUAUAUAUGAAAUACUUUAUGUUGCAUUCUUCGUACUAUCACCGCCAACUUUUUUAUAAAAACUCGCUCUUAGCCAAUGAAAAGCUUUAAUUUUUUAACAAAACGGCCAAUAAGACGAGAUCACCUGAAUAGUUUUAGUGACCACAGGCCUAUAGAUGCAUGGAAUUGAAUGGUAGUUUUUGUCUCGAGGCCAAAAGAUCAUUUGCUGGUUUUGGGUAAUAGGCCAAUAGGCUGUCCAGGGUCAAGGGCAUGGGUUUUUCCGGAAAACUUUAAAUUUGGGAAAUCGAGAUGGCUAUUUCCUGCGUUCUCAGCGUGAAAUUAUGUUUUCGUUUUGUUUUAAAUCCUAGCAGAAAUAUUCCUAUACUUAGAGAACAUUGCAAUAUAACUACACAUUUGGGGUUUGCCAAUUAAUCGACAUGUCAUUUUCCCUAAAAACUCGAAAGCUAUAAAUUGUAGAAUUCGUUGAAUAUUAUUAAAAUAUUAAAGAGGCCAUUGGAUGACCCCUGCAACGCCCUGGCUUACGUAUAAACAUCAUUCAUCGCUUUAAUGACAUAUUGUAAAGAUAAAUACCACUCUACUGCCCGUGGUCAGAUCACGCACAAUUGAAUAGUGUAUUGUUGUCAGUCAAGACUUAAAAGUACUGGUCGCUUCACAAUGGCUAGAUACACACUCUACAUAUACGUCGCUAUAUGGCUGUCUUCGCUCGUUUAUGUGAUACAGGGAGAUAUAAAUGCCGGAAAUAUAUCUCAAUUCCAUUUUAGCUCAGAGAGACUUGGUUGUGAGAGUGUUUCCAGCCAAUAUGUUUGCCCAGCUACUGCACUCAGCCCCGACCUUGCGCUUGACUACGAAACGGACGCAGAUUUGUUGAAUCUUACACUAGAGGAUAUUAAAGCGAACAACGCCAGUCAAGAAUGUAUUUCAGCGAUAACCACGACGCACUGUUCAGGUUUUACACCUCGUUGUUUUGUGAACGGGAGCAGAGAUUAUGGUGACGCACGAAACGCGUGCUGGAAAGCGAAUAGAACAUGUCCGGUGGACAGCAUUGAAGAAGGGUUGUGCGAGUCCCUUAAAGUAGGCCUACAGCCACUCAGCGCUUGUGUGAAACCUUCCAAACCGAUCAAUGGAAGUUGUCCGCAACCGAAAUUCAAGGUAGGGGGCGAUUAAAAUGACAUAACUGCGCUCAGUAUGAUAGGCUAUAACUAUUUUAAUUUAAUAUACAUUAAACGCGCUGUUGCGCCAUGUUUUUUACACACAGCACAUAACACGAGCGGUCGUGUUGAAAACACGAGCAGGCGGAUCUCGUUAUAUAUCUUAUACAACACGAUUUACACGAACAUAAUUGCUGUAAAGUGUGUUGAAAACAUGCCUAUUCUUCAAUUAUCAUUAAGAGCGCGGAGAUUAGAACGCAACCAAAUUUGGUAUGAUUGUUUCCUUAAAAAUUUUCAACGAAAGGUUUUUCAUCGCGUUUUUUUCUCGACUUGUGCAUAUUUAUGAUAGCAAGAAUCUAUCAGAACUCCUGCAUUUUUCAGCCUACUGCUUACAAAGAAAAAUCAGAUCACUGAAUGGGCUUUCCAUGAACUUUCCUACAUACUGAACGUAAUUGCUUAUAUAUUUCUGAAGCAUGACAUGGAAAGAUAAUUUUAUCUCAAACACUAUUAACCGUGAAUAUGGAGGCACAAAUAUAUUGACUAUUGUUAUUAGUUAUUUUGUAUAAGAUAAUAUUUGUUUUGAUGAUAUUUGAAUACCGCCAUAUUUCUAAAUCUACAAACAUGAUAUUUUUGUACUUUGUUUAUGUUAUCCUUAAUCGUAUUUCAAAAUGAAAAUAACACGUCAAUAAUCAGUAACCACAAGCGCAAGGCGAAGAAAACUACUUGACAACAAAAGUGAAUUAAAACCAUCUAUUUAUAUCAUCUGUAAAGGCCGAAAUUGCCUAAGCAUAUUUCCGCACAAUCUAUCGUCGACACAGUAGCGUUCCAAUUUUAUCGAUGGUAAACUGGUAAAGGUCAAUUUAGCAAAGGCAACUACUUCACUACAAAAUGGGAUUAAUGUCGUUUCAUGACGAAAAACCUUUAUAAAGACUUAACCACAUUUCAACGACAUCUUUUGUCGAUAGAGUGUUUUUGGUUUUGCAAGCAUUCCAGUUGUGUGUGAAGAUCAAUUACACAAGCUGACCUGAUGAGAUUAGAUAAAGUAUACAACCAAGUAAAACUCAUAUAUAUUUUAUUUUUAAUGUGGUCACGUAUAGUUUCGCCCUUCCUGACGCGCAUCCUUCAUUUCCUAUUUCUCUGUUCCUCCUACGUUUGUCGGUGUUCUAUAGUUUAACCUUGAGAAACGUUUUGUAUCAGAGAUACUGAUGACAAAUUUGGAAUUUAAAGCAUUUGGUUAUUAAUUGUUGUUUGUCAACAUAAAAAUCCCAGCAAUAUACCAAGCUUGGUUUCCAUAUGGUCGUAACGGUCGUAAAGAUUGAGUCACGAUCUUUCUCAUCAGCCGAAAUACAACAUUUGAGAACUGAAAAUACGCGGAGUGAUUAUAACUAGAGAAUACUUAUGAUUUAUAUGUGGUUUACAGGUAAAAACUAUCAGAAACUGGCCGUUGAGAAAGAUCAUGACUCUAUUUUUACGACGAUAUGGAAAUCAGACAUCAACAACCUUGAAAUGCUCAUUGAUAGUCCAUGAAGAAAACACAAAAGAAAUCAUGACGUUUGGAGAUUGUAAUUAAUACAAAAUCAUUCUGAUUUACAUAAAUAGCAUAUGUAUAUACCAAAAAACAUUCCCGUAACAUAAUAAAAAAUUCCAAGAAAUAAUUAUACCAGCGUAAUAGUCAUAGGAAUCAAGAUGUAGAUCAAGUAUUUAUUCUAUAGAGCACCGUUUCUCAGAUUUUCGUACUUAAAAUUUCAAGGACAAGGGUACAAUAUAAUCGCAAAGCUAUAAUAUAUAUAAGACAACUUUAUCUCAAUAUUUUAGAUGCCUGAAGACAAACUGGACUUAUACAUCACGUCAUCAAAAGGAUACGAAGAUAGUGGCUAUUUUGAAAACCUCACGACAGCGCGCUUUCCUAACGGUAGCCGGAUGUUUUCCAACGAAUGCGUCUCAAAAAUCAAAGAACUGUAUUGCCUGCCGUUUUACUGCUCAACGAAUGAACAACAGAUUGUAGUCGAAUAUACGUAUGAAGACUGUGACGAUAUUUUUUAUAAAUGGUAAGAGGCUGGUUACUAAUGGGAGGAAUGUUUAUAUGAACGUCAAUACUCAAUAGGCGAGUUUCACCACAUUUUUGUCACAGAAUAACAUAUAUCAUAUACAGUUAUCAGAAUUAGUAAUGUUAAUUCUGUUAAGUCAUAUCAAUGCAUGCGCAGCCCAUUUUAUCUCAUUCAGAAGGCGAGUCCUGGUAUUGGAUAAACAUCGGAGGGAAAUGCUUUAAAUAACUUCAAAUACAAAUACACACUGUAAUGUCACUUUGUAGGCAGAAAUUCUACAAAUUCUACAGCUCUUCAACUUCAAGUGUAAAUUUUAGUUGCCGAUAUGGUUCGUUUUAGUUCAGAAAUUCGAAGCUAAACGUCAGUUCCAGUCUCUUUUUAUUGUUAUCUGCGCGGUUAACACGAAGCUCACUUUCGGAUUCGAGUUCUCGCUUUUCCGACCUUUUCACUUUUCGGAUUCGAGUUCUCCCUUCAGAUAUUUAUUUAUUUAUUUAUUUAUUAAACAGGAAGACGGUUCAGGAACACUAACACAGCGUGAGCCAAUUACGUUAGUGACCUGUUACAAAACAAAUGUAUACAAAACUUCGCAACUUAUAAUUGAAAUAUCAAACAAGAAUAUAGUAUAAUCCUUUUUAUCCGAAGUAGAGAGAGAGCAUAAAAAUUUCAAUAUAUAUAUAUAAAGAUAUGGAGGUCACUGGGACAACCACAUCUCUUAGCUUUUUGUGUUUUUGUUUUUCAGUUUUGGUACAGCGCUUGCCGAGCUAUACGAAGGACCAUUAAAAGAAGCUAUUUAUGAUCUUCAAGAUAGAUAUGACAACUGUGGAUUCUAUCCUUAUGCCAUUGACUCAUCCGGUACGGGCUCUGGAACCCCACCUGUAGAUAUACCUACAUCCCAAAGCAUGUCAACUGCACCCCCUGGAAACAAUGUGUCCAAAACCACCCAGAAAGAAAUACCAUCCACAACCCCUCUCAUGGAGAAUACAACAUCUACCACCCUUGAUCAAAAUAUUUCCACCACCCCCGGACAAAAUAUAUCCACCACCCCCCGGGAGAAUAGAUCUACUACACUCCCGGAAAUGACGACAUCACAGCCUGAAGAUACUAAAACAUUUACCACUCCGAAAAAUGUGGAGUUUUUUAGGACUCCUUCCCCAACAGGUGGUAAUGAACGCCGCCAAAAUGUCCCAACUUUGCUGUUGUUUUUCUUGCUCGUUUUAGUUCAUAUAAAUAUGUAGUUUCAUAAGUGGCUUUCAUCAAGCACUAUCGUGUAACAGAUGAUGGUCGAGAAAAUAUUGUUAAUUCUUAUAAUAAAUAUGUACCAGCCAUGCAUGUAUUUGAAGGCAAAUAAAUGAGAGUGAUUUAGUUUCAUUUUCUUGCCUAUACAAGUUGACUGCUGUCCCGCGCAGUUCUCACUGAAAUCCACCAACACGUGAAUUUUCCACAAGACAUUGCAAUGUAAAAUAAUGUAUUUUAAAAACAUCACAGUAGCUGUGAAGAAGUAUAAAGUAGAUACGACCGUGGCUUAUUCUUCUCAAAUGUUUUGUAGUCAUAGACUUUUACUGCAUGUGCAAAUGUAAUCACGUGUAACUUUGUACGUUGAUUUGUAAGUUGUAUGAUAGUAAGGCCUGUUUCGAACGUCGCGCUUCUCAUGAGCCGAAUGCUUUAGAAAUAAUAGAUAAUGAGGCACACUUCAGUUGAUUAUUUAAUAAACGAGCAGGAGUGUUUUAUUAGGUUUAAAGCCACGAGCGCGCAGCGCGAGUGGCUUUAGACCUAAUAAAACACGACCUGCGAGUUUAUUAAACGGCUUCAAACACGACUACAAAUUCAAUAGAUAUACUGCCUCAUUAGUAUUCUUUAUAUAAAGAACACUAAUGAGGACACGACUACAAUAGAUACUGCCUUAUUAGUAUUCUUUAUAUAAAGAAUACUGAUUAGGAGUGUUUUAUCAGGUUUAAAGCCACUGCACGUGACAUAUUAUGGUUGACAUGGUUUGCCAAUAAGCUUAUGAAUUAUUAAUGAGUGUUUGAACUAUUGUUUUUAAUGCGUUCGGCACACGUUUGAAACAGGCCUAAUAGUGUAUUUAUGUAGCGUAGAGCUUAACUUAGAACUCCGCUUGUCCUGUUGUAUACGCAAUCAAUCAUGCAGUUCUUACUGUAAUUGGAAAAUUAUUAAAAUAAAUAUUAAAAUGUUUGUUUCAAAAGUUGUGUUUACAUCCUGUGUGUCAUUAACGAGAUGAGAUGAAAUACAAAGACCAUAUAUUUAAAUUAUCUCACUAAACAACAUCCACGUACUUUAUGACUUUUAAAGCCAAAAAAUAAACAUUUUAAUUUUACAGUUUUUGUGAAAACAAAAUAGGAAGCCUUUAUACAGAUUUCUGAGACGUCACAUAAUUUACCUACCGGAGUCAUUGAAUGAAAUUCAGCGAAGUAAUAUGAGCAAUGUGAAAAUAUGUUUCAGGAUUUUCGUUUCACGAAAAGUACAGACAUUUAUGUCGAUGGAAGUGAUUGUUCUGUGUUGUUGUUCACUUCAAUGGGCGUUUGCGCGAUUCACGGACCAUCAUACAUAUUGUACACCUUUACAUAACGUCACAAAUGAGUCAGAACAAUGACACAGAAUACUGGCUUUUCCUAUGAUUUUGGCGUAACCGUAAUUCGUCAUCAAAAUGCUGACGCCAUAUAGUCCCAGGCAGUGCGCUUACGAGAAGCUUCCCCCCUGAUAAUAUUCAAAAUGCGGACGUCCAGGGGGGUGAAUACCUCUGAUAAGCGCACUGGCAAUCCACCAGCCUUUUAAGCAUGUUAAACUGUUUCAGGAAUGGUUUCUUAGAAGUAAACCUUUAGACAGUGAAUUAAUGCUGUAAAAUAAACGACCCACUCUUUAGUUUGUAACGGGAAUUUUUGGCGACGCAACGUUAUAAAAUGUCACACAACGCGUACUCACGGUUCGACGAACUUUCAUUCUUUCCAACAUGAAGUACACAAGACGCCUCGAACGUGAUCAAUUCUUGCUUACAUGAAGUAUUCAGGAUGUUCCAAAAUGCGCUUGGUCGUACUGUAUGACAAGUUUUUUAAUGUGGUUUAACUUUGGGUAUAAAUAAUUCAGUCUUUGACGAUCUUUUGUCCAUCGCUCCUGAAAUAUGACAAAAAAAAUGAAAUAAGAACGACUCCCAUUUUUACCAAAG